ACCAACCACAAUUAGAAGACGACUAUUGGAAUCUUAACAUAACCUCUAAACAAUUUGUGGGUAAGGAUGCGAGCGGUUUCAAAUGGUUCGAAUGCGACAUUUUAUGUUCCCAUCAUAAAAACGUAUCGAGACUAGCAGGUAGAAGUUUGUCGGCAAAAAGAGGAUCGAAGCUAAUGAUAACAGGAGAAUUGGAAAUCAAUGAAAGUCAAAUAUAUUGUGAAAAGAUGAUGAUAAUGGAUAAAAACGACUCACCUUCACGUCGAUACAGAAAGUCGAAGCAAGUAAAAUCUGCAGAAAAAAGAUCCGAAGAACCUACAACACGUCAGUUCGCAACACCUCCUUCUCACAUUGAACCUACGUCACCGCCAUCCCCAGCGACUCUCACCUCGGACAACUCUGCAGCUGAAACUACAUCACCGUCCAAGGAAAAAAAAAAGCCAUCACGAAGGCAACCAUAG
Molecule: messenger RNA, 458 nt
Organism: Paraglomus occultum
Lineage: Eukaryota; Fungi; Glomeromycota; Glomeromycetes; Paraglomerales; Paraglomeraceae
Source: the annotation of a GenBank genome assembly